Sporothrix schenckii 1099-18 is the source of this 1956-nucleotide messenger RNA. RefSeq lists its product as uncharacterized. Gene Ontology annotation, molecular function: acyltransferase activity, transferring groups other than amino-acyl groups. The transcript has a single exon. Lineage: Eukaryota; Fungi; Ascomycota; Sordariomycetes; Ophiostomatales; Ophiostomataceae. Bases 1 to 1956 code for a protein of 651 amino acids. The record is from RefSeq and is a predicted model, not a curated record.
AUGGACGCGACAGGGGACGGUGUCGCCAACUUGGCGACUUUCUGGAACAGAGAGGCGCGUCUCGCUUCCACAAAGUACCCUCAUGACCUGUCAACGAGCUCCCCUCUGGGUAUCAUUGUGCAGAAGCCUCUCGAACAACCGAGACGCCGUCUGGAGCUGACCAGUGACUCGCUGGCUGCUGCGGCCGAGGAAUUCAGCAAGCAAGACACGCUGCUGCUGGAGGCCAGUGCUGGCAAGGGCAAGGGGAGGGCUCAUGGCAAAAAGGAGACCACUGAGAACGAGGAGAUUGUGCCCAGUGACAGUGUCUCUGCCGAUGGCGCUAAUUGUAUUGAAGCUGAUGAUCCCGCCUGGAAGGGUACGCCGUCUGCGUCCACGGGCGGCCUCUGGACGCGGCGGGCUAUGCAUCUCUUCCCUUCCGAGACCGACUUUCGUCACUGCGUCAAGGGAUGGCUUGCCACAAUUCACAAGACAAACCCCCUGAGUGAGGAAGAGUUCCAGACGUGGGUGGCAUACGAUACCGUGCCGGACUCUGUGACGACGCAGCUGCUGCCUCCGCCCCAGGCCCCCGAGACGCGGCUCGAUCCGGAGUCAACUGGUGACAAGGACCUGGACGAGCGGGCUGCCACGCAGACCGCCAACACGUCUUGUGGUCUUCCGAGCAAGGGCAUUGCCAUCCGUGCGUCUGAUCCCGAUCCUCCAAAGCGAGCGCCAUCGGUCGAGCGUGAGACACGGUUUGUGCACGUGUCUCAGCAGCCCAUUCAAGAUGUCGGUGCCGGCAAACAAACGGUGACGGUUCAGAAGAUAAAGCCCACCGUCACCUUUGAGACUGGCAAGCAAGUCAAGGUCCCUGUGACCCCAUCUACGCAGAAGAUUGAGCCCCAGGCCCAACUGCAGACCAAAAAUCAACCCCCGCCUCAGCCUCAAGCCCACGCCGAGCGCCAUGAGCCUAAGCCUGUGCCUGAGCUCUCUUCUGCUACCGGCGAGCCUUUUCCCUCGAUGUACGCGCAGAUUGUGGCGUCCGGUGACCGACACAUCGAAGGCAUACGGGAUGUUUAUAAUGAAGAGGUUACGAACGGUGCCCAGGGGCUCGGGUGUAAUCCGGCCACCUCGGAAGACAUUCGCCGGCUUUACAAGGCGAGUCUGAAUACCAAGUCUCCCUCCCUUGUGGCACUCCUCAACGACAAGGACAACGAACAAGUCAUCGGCUUUGCUAUUGUUCACCCGCGCCCGGGUGUGGGCUUUGGCGAGGCGGCGACUACGCUCUGUGCGGAGUGCAACGUUUUCGUGUUGCCCAAGUAUCGCAACCGGGGUCUUGGCCAAGAGCUUCUGCGCAGAGUUCUGGCGAAGACUAUCGACGUUUCGACGUUCGGGCCACUGCCAGCGCCUCACUAUAUCUACAUGACUGUUGCAUGCGGCAGCGGAGACGGGCUGGCGGAGAAGAAAUACAUUGCAUCGUUGACCACAAAGUUUGGCUUCGAGUACUUUGGCAAACCGGUCGAGACCAUCAAGUGGUCCGGCAAGGGACCGUAUGCCGUGAAGCACAUGGUAUUUUACCGUCGUUGCAUGCCCACGCCGACCAGCGAAGCCAUCUUGGGCGGUGCUGUCCAGAACAUUGGGCUGUCCGGCAACGGACAUACGCAACAACAGGCCAAGGUGCAGGGUGUUGUGCAGGCUGAUAUGCAGCCGAUCACGCAGCCCCUUGCCCAGCAAGUCGUUCCGCCGACCGCGCAUGCUGUGGGAUCGCUAAUGUCCGCUCCGAUUGCCGGGAUGAAGUACAACUUGGCGCACGGCAAAGAGUCCAUCUCCCGCAACCGGUUCCACGAACAGCUCCUGCAAGACUUGGUCUCGGUUCCCGCGGCGGCCUCCUCGAACACGACCUUGUCAGGGUUGAAGAACAGCAACCGGGUGCCUUCUGCCAACAACAUUAAGACACCGGCUGACACGGAAUUCUGGUAG